AUUUCGGGAUUUGUAAUGGAUGGCUUUUUGGGUUGGAAAACGCUCAUCAUUAAAAGUUUAGGAUUGCCCUUAGCUAUUGGAUCAGGAUUAAGUUUAGGUAAAGAGGGGCCUAGUGUACAUUAUGCCGUGUGUGUUGGUAACUCCAUUGCCAAACUGAUUCAAAAGUACAAGAAAUCUGCAUCAAAGGGGAGAGAAUUCUUGACUGCAACUUCCGCAGCCGGGGUUGCAGUGGCGUUUGGUUCUCCCAUGGGUGGUGUAUUAUUCUCGAUUGAAGAAAUGACUUCGAUGUUUCAAUUAACCACCAUUGUUAAAUCAUACUUCUGUGCCAUGAUUGCAGUUACCACUUUAGCUAUGAUUAAUCCAUUUAGAACAGGUCAAUUAGUCUUGUUUGAAGUCACUUAUGAUACCAAUUGGCAUUAUUUUGAAAUUCCAGUAUAUAUCAUUCUUGGGACAUUUGGUGGAUUCUAUGGGAUUAUUGUGUCGAGAUUCAAUAUUCAAAUGGCAGCAUUCAGAAAGAAAUAUCUAGGAAAUUUUGCCGUACGUGAAGUAUUCACCCUUGCAUUACUCACAGCUAGUUUUGCGUACUUCAAUGAAUUUCUUCUUUUGGAAAUGACAGAAUCAAUGCAAGUUUUAUUCCAUGAAUGCGAAGAAACUUUCCAUCAUCCAUUAUGUGAUCCCAAAUCAAACAAGACUUCCUUAUUGCUUACACUUUUAUUCGCCACCAUUGCUCGUAUGGGACUAGUUAUUAUAACGUAUGGAUGUCGAGUACCUGCUGGUAUUUUCGUUCCUUCAAUGGCUGUGGGAGCAACAUUUGGCCGUGCAUUAGGUAUAAUUGUCGAUAUGAUCUAUCAAAAGCACAAGGAUUCGUUUUAUUUCUCAACUUGUGCUGAUGGUGGAAGAUGUAUUAUCCCAGGGACUUACGCAUUUUUGGGUGCCGCCGCUGGAUUGAGCGGGAUCACUGAUUUGACCGUAACUGUGGUUAUCAUCAUGUUUGAAUUAACUGGAGCAUUAAGAUAUAUCGUACCUACAAUGAUUGUAGUUGCAAUUACCAAAAGUGUCAAUGAUAAAUGGGGUAAAGGUGGGAUUGCCGAUCAGAUGAUCAAUGUCAAUGGGUUACCCUUAAUUGAUGCCAAGGAAGAGUUCUCAUUUGGUACAACCGUAGAAGCAGCAAUGUCUCCCGUUAUAGUUGCAUUCAGUACGGCUGAGCCAAUACCAUUAUCUCAAUUGAAACAUAUUUUGGAAAAUACCAGUUAUGAUGGAUUUCCAAUCAUUCAUUCUGGAAAUAAUCCAAAAAUAUUUGGAUAUGUGUCUCGAUACGAAAUUGAAUAUAUUUUGAAUAAUUAUGAUGGAGUUGAUGAAAGUAUGUUGUGCAGUUGGGAUGCUCCUGGAGUAGAUAGAAUCGAUUUCAGUCCUGUGGUGCAUAAAUCUCCAAUAUCCAUAACCAUAUCCACCUCGUUGGAAUCAGUAGUCGACAUUUUCGUUAAACUCGGGCCAAAAUAUAUCCUUGUUGAGAAGGAUGAUUUAUUAGUGGGAAUUAUCACACGAAAAGAUAUACUUAGAUAUGAGUACACUGUUCACGGACAGGAUCAAAAGGACGCAAGAGAACAGCAUAGAAUAGAAACUUUCAAUGCUACAAUAUGGGAAUUCAUGACCCACCUUGGUCUUUCGGCAAGGAAAAAUUUAGGGAAAUUGUUAUAUAAUGAUGCAGGGCGAUAUUUAUAGACUUUGUAUAUACAAGCAACACACUUAUUGAUCUUUCCAUUUUCCGUAUUCCUUAUAGUCAUUGUACAAUGUUUUGUAAAAUGAUUUACCCGGAUUGUCCAAUGAUGCAUUGACCAAAGUUAAUUCAGAUUGUGAAAGAACGUCAAAGAUACUGUAGAUACCAGUUACUAACUCAUCAUUGACUUGUUUUGUGAAAUGGAAUUUCAAGUUGAAGUAGAUGUAGUUUACCAUCAAUACUGGUAAGUGUUUUCUAAGUGCACGCUUAAAUAAGUUGGCAGUGGUGGUUAACUUUGUAGAGUCAGCCACGGUUGCUCUUUGAGUAGGUUCACAAAGAUUACCUAACAAUCUGGAAUACGAAGCAGCAGCAUCUCUACUACUUGCAAUUGGCGAGUCUUGACAGAAUGGUCGAAGUAAUUCGGUGGCUAUGUGAAGGAGUAUAUGAUGUCUGGUGGAUAAUUUAAAUCUAUGGUAAAGUAAGAUAUGUGAAGUAACUUGGGUAGUCAAUAUGUAGAUGUCAGGACCAGUAGCUGAAUGUGCCAAGUAUGCAAUUAUGACUAAUGUCUUUUCAAGUAAGUAUUGGUUGAAAAUCCAAGCAUGGUCAACAAGUGCAGUUCUCAAAGUUUCCAAAACCAAAGGGAUAGAAUUAUUCUUCUGUUUUAUAGCUUGAAUGAACAAUGUCAUACACUUGGCAAUUGAUACACUUGAAUAAUUCUCUUUGUCUAUGUUAGAAAAGAAAUGACAAGCAAUAAUUACAUAGCUUUCAUUCACCUCAUCAAGCGAAUUGACAAAGUAGUCCAAUACUUCCGAAUACACUUCUUUGUCACUGGACAAUCUAUUGAAGAACAAUUCCAUAUCAAGAUUACCAACUCCCUCAGAAUGUAAAGCAGUAAAUAAACUUAACACAUAGAUUGCAUGGUUCAAAUCAAUUGAAAUAGUAUGACAAAUUAACUUGAAAAGGAUAGAUUUCAUUUCAUUUGUUUUAACGUCAGCUGCGACUUUCUGUAAUUUGGGGAAGAUUUUGGAGUAGUCCACUUCAUCAGAGACUGUGAUUAAUGCACGUAGGUUCCAGUUGACAGUCGCUUCAUCAUCCAGUUUAUCCAAGUUUGAAAGACAGGUUUCAAUGAACACUUGUUUAAAGUUAUUAAAUUGGGAUUCGAGUUCUUCAGGAACUUUGGCGGAAAGAAUUAUUAAACAUAGUUCAG
Molecule: messenger RNA, 2924 nt
Organism: Spathaspora passalidarum NRRL Y-27907
Lineage: Eukaryota; Fungi; Ascomycota; Pichiomycetes; Serinales; Debaryomycetaceae
Exons: 1
Coding region: 16-1722 (568 amino acids)
Biological process (GO): transmembrane transport; intracellular copper ion homeostasis; intracellular iron ion homeostasis
Cellular component (GO): endoplasmic reticulum; membrane; early endosome
Molecular function (GO): voltage-gated chloride channel activity
Source: RefSeq, a predicted model, not a curated record